Echinostoma caproni is the source of this 222-nucleotide messenger RNA. Lineage: Eukaryota; Metazoa; Platyhelminthes; Trematoda; Plagiorchiida; Echinostomatidae. The record is from the annotation of a GenBank genome assembly.
UAUGAUGGACUUCGCUAUGGUAAUUCAGCACCUACUGAAACCAACCAUUCGAUUCCCAACAGCACGGAAGCUCAGUUCGCCCAAGCCCGUUCCCAUGGCUUCAAUUCGGUUGUCUGCGGUCGUAUUCUGGCCGGGAACUAUUUCCUUCUUCGCAGCCAGGCUGGUCGACACUUGGAAGCGGCACGGCGUCUAUGGCGCCUGAUUAAACAAGACUUUGACGAC